This is a messenger RNA of Parasteatoda tepidariorum (common house spider), 846 nucleotides long. RefSeq lists its product as uncharacterized. Lineage: Eukaryota; Metazoa; Arthropoda; Arachnida; Araneae; Theridiidae. The record is from RefSeq and is a predicted model, not a curated record.
ACAUCUCAAUGAACACUCACACGGGAUAGAAUAGAGAGAAGAAAAAAAAUAUACUUUUAUUUUGUUUUCCAAAACUCAUCAUCCGUUAAGUUUCUAAAACGCAGUAUGAGAUUCCAUAAAGUGAUAGCCAGUAUGAGAAGAAAAAAAAAAAUAAUAAUUUGCCUGCCCCACCAAAUACCGAGGGACCGGUUUUGGUGACGUCAUUAUUUUUAUAGACAGCAAUAUUCUACACGAUCUAUUGUUCAAAUUACUCUAAGCUUUAAUAACUGGGUGAAAAGCCACAGAUGAAAAUGAUUUUUAAGACAAUGUGCAUGUAGAAUACAUUAGCUAAUACAAAAUGUUACAUCAGAGGAGUACCUUAAAGUUUGUUCAGCUGCUGCUUAUUUUGGCUCUCAUCACCCACUGCAAAGCUGUGGAAAAUCGUUCAGUGAUACUUAUUUCAACAACUUUAAGGGAAAACUUAUCUGAAGUACAAGAUAUAUCUAACACUAUUGAUAGUGAAACCAAUGAUGAUAGUUGCAAUGAUGCAACACUCCAUAAAUGUGGAAGCAGUUUAGUUGGAGUUUUUAGGCUUCUAAACUAUAUACCUUGGGAAAAAUCUUUUGAAACAAAGUGUGCUCUGAGAAAGAACUUCUUUGCUUGCAUGAAAAAAGAAUCAACACCUUGUAAGAAAAACCAUUGGAGACUGAAUCAACCAGGUUUUAGAAAAAAAUUAGCUCGAAGUCUUUGGGCAACACGGGGCUGUGUACUAGGAAUAAAAUCUGCUAUGAAUACUCACUUCUGAUUGGGCACCACAGAUUGCACUAUUAAUGGUUUUAUUAAUAAACAAAAUGGUUUUAAGAAAAA